AAUUAUAUUGAAGAACUGACAAAACAAGCAUGUGAAGCUGAUUCUUGUCGAAUAACGUCAUUUCUUGCAAAACAACCUAUUCAAAUAAUUCGAAUUAGUGCACUAACACAAAUUAUUGAUUUACUUCCAACAAUUAUACAACAUGUCAAUAUAGAACAUACAAUUGAUGAUACGUUUGGUUUGAAUACUCGUUUGUACAAUGAAAUUGAUCAGAUUGUUCGUCAACGAUUUGAAUCUCAAAUAAUUAUUACAACAACAUCAACUUCACGUGCAAUAUAUUUUCACGGUUAUUUAUUGGAGCAAACACUUAAACUAUUUGAUAUAAGUCCUUUGGAGCCGACUCGACUAAAGAUGAAUAUGAUGGGAAUCAAUAAUCUUCAAACAGUUGUUUGUCGUCAAAUACUGAUGUUACCUAAAAUUAUAAUCACCAAAGAAAAUUUAUUUUCUGUUAACGAAUUAAAGAAAAUUGAUCGAAACAUUGGAACCAAAGCUUUUGAAAGACUGGUUACUGAUGAAUUGUUAAUCCACGAUUAUUUCAUCAUAACAAAUACUGGACGACCUAUUCGAUGUUUUGCCAAAGUUUUACCAGCAAAUGAAAACGAUCGUGAAAUAAUUUCGAAGAAACUUCGUAUUUACAAUAUUCAACUGUCUAAUUAUAUCGAACUAUCUCAUUCAAUUUCAAUUCAACCUCCAUCAAAAUUAAGUAUGACUGGUAUACAACUUUUUCAGAAAAUUCCAUAUUCGACAAUUUAUGAAAUUUCUACUAAAACAACGGAAUUAUUAUUCAGCAUGUCUUCAUUACGAACAGUAUCGUCAAACAAUAGUGUAUUGAAUACAUUGAACACAACAAAUCAGCCAACUACAACAAACUUCAAUCGUGGUCCAUCAGUAUUAGCUUAUUCAGGACUACAACGAAUGUCAAAUUCAAACCGUAAUAUUGUCAUACGAAGAUCUGAAAAUAACAGUAAUUCACAAGUAUCAGAUAUUGCUGACGAUGCUGAUAUAAUUGUAGACGAUGAAAUAUCGUCACAAGAUAUUUCAGUUAUGAAUGAACAAUAA
Molecule: messenger RNA, 1059 nt
Organism: Rotaria sp. Silwood1
Lineage: Eukaryota; Metazoa; Rotifera; Eurotatoria; Philodinida; Philodinidae
Source: the annotation of a GenBank genome assembly